AUGGGUGACGUUUCAUCUGCCAGGUCGCUGUCGCCAUCAGACCCAUUGUACGAAGAAGCUCCUACGGUAGACCUCUCUCAGCUGUCGCCUGAGGAGUUGAAACUCUACAAGCUGUAUGGAAGGCUACCCAAGAAGUCCGAUAUUUUAAACCAGAGGCUGAAGGAGCGCAAAUACUUUGACUCUGGUGACUAUGCCAUGUCAAAAGCAGGUAUAAAACCACAGGAACAGGUGGGUAUCAGCAGGAACCCUCUGAACAACCCCAAGAUCGAGACGAUAUCCAGGAUAAACCGGAACUCGAUAAGCGGGUCCGUGGUUGCCGCGCAUCAAAUUAACGGUGGCAAAUCGCAGCUGGAGAAUGAAGCCACGGAGACUGCCAUUGAUGAUGACGACGAAGAAGAAGCUUGA
Messenger RNA from Kuraishia capsulata CBS 1993, 405 nucleotides. RefSeq lists its product as uncharacterized. Gene Ontology annotation, molecular function: protein phosphatase inhibitor activity. The record is from RefSeq and is a predicted model, not a curated record. Gene Ontology annotation, cellular component: cytoplasm. Lineage: Eukaryota; Fungi; Ascomycota; Pichiomycetes; Pichiales; Pichiaceae. The transcript has a single exon. Bases 1 to 405 code for a protein of 134 amino acids.